Messenger RNA from Melampsora larici-populina 98AG31, 642 nucleotides. RefSeq lists its product as uncharacterized. Lineage: Eukaryota; Fungi; Basidiomycota; Pucciniomycetes; Pucciniales; Melampsoraceae. Bases 1 to 642 code for a protein of 213 amino acids. The record is from RefSeq and is a predicted model, not a curated record. The transcript has 4 exons.
AUGCUUUCGACAAUGCCUUCUGUGCUUCAUCUCUUAUUGUUGUGUUUUGCGGGAAGCAAGGCAUUUGACAUCACGUCACCUACCGAAACUACCACCUGGGAUAUAUCUGCUCCAAUUAAGAUCGAAUGGUCUACCGCUUCAACCGACCCAGAAAAAUUUGAUCUCCAAAUCACAAACCGGGAUCCAAAUCUUUAUCCUGAAGGCAUCACAGAAGUUGUAAAGCAAGAUUUAAAUUCUGGCGAUGGGAAGGUGACACUGGACUUGUCGGGUGAUAAUCAUCUUAAAUCUGGCACAGGUUAUACCAUCAAUUUCAUCAAAAGUCAAUCCGAUGAGAUCUUGGCACAGUCACACCCUUUCAGUCUCACUAAUGAUCCGUCCAACUCGAAGAGCGUCUCAGAUACCUCCAAUACCAAAAAUGAUAACAAUUCAGACACCAACAAAACAGUUGACUCGCAUUACUCUAGUCCCAUGAAUUAUCCUCACACUGGUGCUUCUAGUCCGGUUUUCAACUCCACUGAUGUUCGCUCUGAUGCAAAAGAUUCAGCUCAUAAUUCUGGUGGAAACCUCCGACCUUCAUUUUCAAUCUUGAAAUUGUCAUGGGUACUAAUUGUGUCUCUUUUGAUCAGUGUGCUUGUCAUAUAA